Messenger RNA from Moneuplotes crassus, 1363 nucleotides. Lineage: Eukaryota; Ciliophora; Spirotrichea; Euplotida; Euplotidae. The record is from the annotation of a GenBank genome assembly.
GACUGAACAGUUAAAGAGAAGAAGAGUUAAUUGCACCAAAGAGAAGCUUCAGAGAGGCAUCUUGAAAAUAAAGACAACCGAACUUGGCCUCAACAAUGAUAUCAAAGAUAUCAAAUGAUAUAAAUCUAACCUUGGGCAGAAGUUCCAGAAACCUGCAACUACACGAUCAACUGUACAUAACUCUUCAAGAAAAGGAACGUCUUCCCCUGUGGGAAAAUUAUUUUUAAAACGGAGUCUUGAGACCAGUCGUUCAAGGAGUCAUGCCGCUUUUACUACACUUCCUCUGAGAGUUGCUCAAAGGUCGAGUUAUAAUGCUUGAAAGGUUCAGUGUAAAAGGUUCAUAUCUAAUCCAUAUGAAAGUAGUGCGCUUACUUCAAGGUAAUUCUCAAUCUGGAACUUACAGAAGGGGGAUGACUCCGACUCCCGUUAAUCUUGCAGGGAAUAUCGCAAGUGUUAUUAUACCAAAGGCCCAGAAUUCUUUCUUGACAAGGGCAAACUCAGGAAAUCCCUAUCGAAACUUGAAAUUUAAGAAGACUCCUCAAUCUUCAAGGAGCUCCUCAGCAAAUGUGAAAGAAGAUAAGUUGAUAAGGGCCGAAGCCAGGAUCAAUUCCAUCAUAUUCAAGAGACAACAGAAAUAAAUUCUACAUUAAGUGUCUAGAAAUGAUGGGCGAUCCCGAAGGAAACUUCAGAGAUCUGAAGUUCCUCUCACUAAAACCUAGUCACGAUAGGAACUUUAAGCCUCAGGACGUGCUGAAAAUGGCUAAGAGAUACUGGACUUUGUUUGGAAUGGCAGAAACUAAACCUAAAUAUUUCCGAUCGGUUUCACAUUCUUCAUUUUUGAUUGUUAAAAACAUGAAGUCAAAGACAAAGGCUAAAAAUCCAAUGAUGAAAGAGUUCAUCUGGAUUGGGUAUCAAGCACUCGCAUCAUGAAGAUCCCAAGAGCACGUCCAUUUAGAAAAUAGCUGCAAGAACUUAUGUGACCUAUACUUCAAAUAAGCUCAUCCAGGUACAUCUGAACGGAUGGAAAAUUCCUGAAUUUUACAACUGUGGAGAAGCUAUGAAGAAGAACACUUCAAUGACAUUAAUUCACUUUUUGAAACUCAAUAUGAUCUUCCCUUUUUAUGAGAAGGUCAAAGAAGAGGAAACACAGGGGUAUAUCCAGAACGGAAUCCGGCUGUUUUUCUAUGAUUUUCAAGGAAAAUCAAAAAUAUUUGACCUCGAUGCGGAAGAAAUAAAGCCUCUAAAGCUUGAAUAUAAUCAGAUAAAGGCUAACCAUCUUCGGGAGGCCAAGAAGUUAGAACACCAACGGAGAAUCACUAAGCGAACUCUGAAGCAGAACUUUUCUGAAAUAAGGCUUCAAUAA